AUGGCCUCAGAUGCUUCCUAUGACAAGAACAAUGUGUUUCGGAAACUCAAGGCAAAGUCUGAAAACAAGAUGUGUUUCGAUUGUAAUGCAAAAAAUCCAACUUGGGCCUCCGUCACCUAUGGGAUCUUCCUCUGCAUCGAUUGUUCCGCUGCACAUCGUAGUCUCGGUGUCCAUGUCAGUUUUGUCAGAUCAACAAACUUAGACAUGUGGAGUCCAGAGCAAUUGAAAACGAUGAGCUUGGGAGGAAACAACCGUGCACGAAAUUUCUUUAAGCAGCAUGGUUGGACUGAUGGUGGUAAAGUAGAGGCCAAAUAUACAUCAAGAGCUGCGGAGUUAUAUAGACAAAUUCUUUCUAAGGAAGUAGCUAAAAGUAUGACAGAUAAGGAGGUAGAUUCACCAUCAUCGCCUACUGCUUCUCAGUUUGAACAAGUUGUUGAAGAACUUCCUCAAGUAAAGACUAAUGAAUCCCCAAACGAAAGUGCUUAUUCACACACAACAGUUUCUAAUACUGUCAGAAAACCUAUAUCUGCUAAAAAAACAAAAAAAACUGUCGGACUUGGUGCUAGAAAGCUUACUAGAAAGUCAUGUGAGAAUCUGUACGAGCAAAAACCAGAAGUACCAGCAACCGCAGCAAAGAAGCAUACACUUUCAGGGUCAUCAUCUACAUCACGAUUUGAGUAUAUAGAAAAUGACCAAUCGGUUGAUUUGAAUUCUAAAGGCAAGGGUCGCUUAGUAAGGCAUGUAUCCUUACCAGAGUCAUCAAGCGUCUUUGUAGACUUCUUAAUGGAUAGUGGUUCUCCAAAGGAAUUUGGGUCAAAUUCAUCAAAAGACACAAUUCAGGAGUCCAACGAAGCAAGAAAGAAAUUCUCAAAUGCUAAAUCAAUUUCUUCCUCUCAAUUUUUUGGAGAUCCAAACAAAGAUGCAAAUGAUUCAAAAGUUAUCCUCUCAAAAUUUUCAGAUUCAACUUCCAUUUCUAGUGCCGAUCUUUUUGGUAACUCUUCCAAUGUUGAUGUUGAUGCUAAUGACCUCCUUAACAGACUAUCUUUCCGUGCUUAUGAAGACAUUUCUUCUCUCAGAAAUAUGGCUGGUGAGACUGGGAAGAAACUCAGUUUCUUGGCCUCCAAUCUGAUAACAGAUAUUCAGGAUAGAACAAUGUAA
This is a messenger RNA of Vigna umbellata (rice bean), 1158 nucleotides long. RefSeq names its product putative ADP-ribosylation factor GTPase-activating protein AGD8. NCBI's taxonomy places the organism in Eukaryota, Viridiplantae, Streptophyta, Magnoliopsida, Fabales, Fabaceae. Gene Ontology annotation, molecular function: GTPase activator activity. The record is from RefSeq and is a predicted model, not a curated record. Gene Ontology annotation, biological process: COPI coating of Golgi vesicle.